AUGUUUUUUUAAGUAAUACACUCAGAACAAAAUCCAAUAAAAUAUUUAAAUUUCCGAAAAUUACAUAAUCCACAGAAAGGUGGAGCUAGCUUUCACAUACAGCAUAGUCGCAUUGCAUUACUUUCCGAAUUUGUAAUGGAAAGAUGUAUUAACAGGGCAACUGAUCAAAUACAGGAACAUUUAUGAUGGGAAACUAUGGCUUUAAAUUUCCAAACGAAUCUAACAGCCUGGAUAUAUAAUUAUACACCUUUUGCUCCCGACCUUCCCGUUUCGCAUGGCCGUAGACCAUUAACCGAUCAAAUUCAGUACCAAUGGAAAAAAAAUAAAAAAUUCACGCGUAUGUUUACACUUCUGCAGGAAUCGAUGUCUGUUGGAACAAGUCUGUUGGUCGUGACGUAGCCGAUCGAUUUCUACAUUAGAUUGUUUAGGAUGAGGGUCGUCUUGUGCUAACAGCUACAUCACUGCUCUGACAUCGGAUCCCAAAUGAGCUCCUGCAGAGAAGGAUGUCGAAGGGCAUUUCGGGGGAUCCUCCAUAUUCCUGGUUGCAAAACCUUGUGCUUCAAGUGCGUUCUCCUGCCGUGCUAUUCUAACACAGAUAGUGAUGACGAGAAAGACAAGGACGACGAAGGCUACGAUAGCUAUGGUAACACGGACAAUCACGCUCACCCGACUCAGGAAGACGGCCAUGACACAUCCGGGUCUCUGGGUCAGGUGACACACCAUGAUUACGUCAACAGUGUCGAUUACACCAAUGUUGAGAUUGCAGAAACUGGACAAUCUCAGAGUGCAGACAAUGUUUACGUUCCAAUGCAACUGGAGUCGCUGGACCACCUCGUGGCAACCAGAAGCGUGAGCACUAGUGAGAAAGUACUGCUUUCGAACACUGAUCUCAUGACGUGUAGGCUGAAAGUGGAAUGUCCAGACCCUACAGCGUCCUACGUGAACGUUCCCGAGACGAGUCCUUUACUGAAAGGGACAGGGGAGGAUAGCACGGUUAGUGAAAAGAACUCCGGUGUUACUGAUGUCAUACAGGAAGUUGGAGAGUCAAAGACCGAUGGGUCUAAACAGCAUUCCAAGAUGGCAGCAAAUCAGACACCAGCCGACAAGGCAUUAAAGCAGUCCAGUGUAGUGGAGGAGGGGGCAAGGACAGAUAACUCUUCCCGCGACACCACGACACUAAAUAGUUCAACCUCGGUGGAAGAGAUUGAAGGACCAUCCGGAAAGAAAAUGGUGCUCCUAGAAACGGACUUAUGACGUCAUUAUACAUUGUAAUUUGUUCUGUGUUCAAGAAUGUUUUGUCAAUUCUAUAUUUUAUGUGCCAUAUUAAUGUAUUAAUUUUUAUGAGUGGUAAAUUAUAGUGAACUGAUGUACGCAUAUAUGAUAUGGAAUGCAUGUGUUUUAUUUUUUAUUAAAACUUCUUCAGUUUUUGUUGUAGACA
This is a messenger RNA of Magallana angulata, 1438 nucleotides long. RefSeq lists its product as uncharacterized. Lineage: Eukaryota; Metazoa; Mollusca; Bivalvia; Ostreida; Ostreidae. The record is from RefSeq and is a predicted model, not a curated record. The transcript is spliced from 3 exons. Bases 484 to 1254 code for a protein of 256 amino acids.